Molecule: messenger RNA, 1083 nt
Organism: Dibothriocephalus latus
Lineage: Eukaryota; Metazoa; Platyhelminthes; Cestoda; Diphyllobothriidea; Diphyllobothriidae
Source: the annotation of a GenBank genome assembly
UUGCUCGGUAUUGUGAGCCGCUGUAUCAUCCGACGAACCCAGGCCCUUCUUACCAAGUACCUUCCAGUCAAAAUUGAACAGGUUGUAUGCUGUCGUCUAGUCCCUAUCCAAGCUCAAGUUUAUGCGGAGUUUGUCGAGAGGAAAGCACGUGAAGUGACCUCUCGUUUCAAGGGUUCAGAAAAGGGCGUCUCCAUUUCCAGUCUGGCCUCCAUCACACACUUGAAGAAACUGUGCAAUCAUCCGGACCUGGUUUACGACAAGAUCCUUGCCGGUACCGACGGAUUCGAGGGUACAGCCGCCUAUUUUCCUCCUGGAUACGCUACCAGUUUCAACACGAAUCGACCUGCUCCACCUGAAUUGUCCGGGAAGUUUCAAGUGCUGGAUUGCAUCUUGGCCCUUGUUCGUGCUACCACCAACGAUAAGGUUGUUUUAAUUUCAAAUUACACCCAGACCCUGGAUCUCUUCGAACGCCUCUGCAAACACCGGAGGCAAGUUGCAGUAUUCGUCUUUUUCUUCAUUUUGAUUUCUAAGCAGUCCAAAGAACUGGUAUUUAUGCUAAGCAGUAAGGCUGGCGGAUGUGGCCUCAAUCUUAUCGGUGCCAACCGUUUGGUGAUGUUUGAUCCUGAUUGGAACCCAGCUAACGAUGAACAGGCCAUGGCUAGGAUUUGGCGUGAUGGACAGAAAAAGCAGUGCUACAUCUACCGCCUCAUAUCGGCGGGGACAAUUGAGGAGAAAAUGCUCCAACGUCAGGCCCACAAGAAAGCUCUCAGCAGCUGUGUGGUAGAUCAGAUGGAAGAAGUGGAACGGCACUUUAGCCUGGGUGAACUGCGUGAACUGUUUUCCUACCAUGCAGACACACUCUCCGACACCCACGACAAGUUCAGGUGCAAACGAUGUGUAAACAAUAUCCAGACUAAACCACCACCUGAGGGUUCGGACUGCAGCUGUGAUCUAUCCGCCUGGCACCACUGCUAUUCUCGAAAGGCUCUAGAGGACUUUAUUCUGAAGGGCGCUUGGGACACGGAACAAAUUUCCUUUGCUUUCUGGCAGCGUUCUCAUGAAGAACAACGGAAAACUGUUUAA